AUGGACGCAACAACGCCAGCGCUGAUACCUCCGUUCCGAUUCAGUACAAUGCAGCAUGGACUGUACCGUGGAGCGUAUCCAACACUAAAAAACUUUCGCUUUUUACGCCGCCUUGGGCUUAAAACUAUGGUCUCAGUGAUUCCAGAGCCACCCACAAGUGACUUGGUGGCAUUUUGCACGAGCGAAAGGAUCACGCUGCUUCAUUUUUACGCUGAAAAAUUUACGUCUGACAAUGUGACAGUAUCGCCAGCUACAGUGGCACAAAUUAUAGAAAUUCUCAUUCAAAAAAAGAAUCUACCACUAUAUAUUCACUGCCUGGAUGGAGCUAAUGUCACAGGUAUCGUUGUCAUGAUUCUUCGCAAGCUUCAGCACUGGACCAAGCUCGCCACAGUGUCGGAAUUUUGCAGAUUUACGCGGGACCACGCGAUUGAAAAAAACGAAUCCGAAUACCUGACAACUUUUUCGGAAGAGGUUGUGGUGACUGCGGAUGCCCCGCUUUGGCUAUGGAAUGGAAUGCGUCUUACAAAGCAUCCAACAAUGAUUGUACAUCAACCCGAUCUGGAUCUUUCUACUGCUAGUAUUUUGGAUGCUGCAGGUAAUCCGAACAACGGUGUACCUAACCUUAAGUGGGAAACAGAAGUUGAAAAGACUGAAGCAAUCCUGCGGCAAUUUGAAAAAGCUAGUCGUAAUCGCAUCGGAGACGCUGUUGAGGGUAGUGAAGAGGCCGAAAACAUCAUAGAGGAUGCUUUGCAGGAUUUACCGCUCGCUCGGUCGCUCGAAGCAUUAGACCUUGCAGGAAUUUAA
Plasmopara halstedii is the source of this 804-nucleotide messenger RNA. RefSeq lists its product with no specific name. Gene Ontology annotation, molecular function: phosphatase activity. NCBI's taxonomy places the organism in Eukaryota, Oomycota, Peronosporomycetes, Peronosporales, Peronosporaceae. The record is from RefSeq and is a predicted model, not a curated record. Bases 1 to 804 code for a protein of 267 amino acids. The transcript is spliced from 2 exons.